UGACCCCACGGCUCCCUCCAGUUAUCGCCCCGUCUCCCUCCUACCGUUUCUCUCCGGACUUCCUGAAAAAGUGGUUAACGCCCGCUGUCUCCACUUCUUCUCUUCCAAUUCUCUGUAUGAUCCUCUCCAACCUGGCUUCCAUCCCCUUCGCUCCAUGGAAACGGCCCUCUCUAAGGUAACCGAAGACCUUCUCGCCAAUUCUGACGGCCUGGACUCCAUCUUAAUCCUCCUCAGCCUCGCAGGAAACGUGACUAUGAAGGUUACUUGUGUUCCUUGCUGCUGCCUUCCGAAUACCGCAACUCUGCUUUUGCGCUGAGAGCCUUCAACGUGGAACUGGCCCAGGCAGGCAUUCAGUGCUCUGCAUUCAGGAAUGCGAUUACCUUACCCACUAUUUUAAUGGUUAAAGACGCCGUCUCUGAGAAGACAAUCGGCCUGAUGCGGAUGCAAUUUUGGAAGGAUGCGGUGGAAAAUAUAUAUCGUGAUAACCCGCCUCAUCAGCCAGUGGCCAUUGAACUCUGGAAGGCGGUCAAGAGGCAUAACCUGACUAAGCGGUGGCUUAUGAGAAUUAUUGAUGAAAGAGAAAAAAAUUUGGAUGAUAAAGCUUAUAGCAACAUCCACGAACUAGAAACAUAUGCUGAAAACACACAAAGCUCUCUCCUGUAUCUGAUACUGGAAAUGUUGGGCAUAAAGGACCUUCAUGCUGAUCAUGCCGCCAGUCAUAUUGGAAAAGCACAAGGCAUUGUCACCUGUUUGAGGGCAACUCCGUAUCACGGGAGCAGACGGAAGGUGUUUCUUCCCGUGGAUAUUUGUAUGCUGCAUGGUGUUUCACAAGAGGAUUUUCUAAGAAAGAAUCGAGAGAAAAAUGUGAGAGAUGUGAUUUAUGACAUUGCCAGCCAAGCACAUAUUCACCUAGAGCAUGCCAGAUCCUUCCAUAAAAAUGUCCCCGUAAAGACGUUUCCUGCUUUUCUCCAGACGGUUGUGUUAGAAGAUUUUUUAAAGAAAAUUCAAAAAGUAGAUUUUGAUGUUUUCCACCCAAGCUUACAACAGAAGAACACGUUACUGCCUUUGCUUUUGUAUAUUCGGUCCUGGAAAAAAACAUAUUAAAACCAUCUUAAAACAAC
This is a messenger RNA of Ornithorhynchus anatinus (platypus), 1121 nucleotides long. RefSeq names its product NADH:ubiquinone oxidoreductase complex assembly factor 6 (gene NDUFAF6). Bases 397 to 1104 code for a protein of 235 amino acids. Gene Ontology annotation, cellular component: mitochondrion. The transcript is spliced from 10 exons. Lineage: Eukaryota; Metazoa; Chordata; Mammalia; Monotremata; Ornithorhynchidae. The record is from RefSeq and is a predicted model, not a curated record. Gene Ontology annotation, biological process: mitochondrial respiratory chain complex I assembly; biosynthetic process.